Molecule: messenger RNA, 2381 nt
Organism: Blastomyces dermatitidis ER-3
Lineage: Eukaryota; Fungi; Ascomycota; Eurotiomycetes; Onygenales; Ajellomycetaceae
Product: transcription factor TFIIIB component
Exons: 2
Coding region: 106-1896 (596 amino acids)
Biological process (GO): RNA polymerase III preinitiation complex assembly
Cellular component (GO): transcription factor TFIIIB complex
Molecular function (GO): TFIIIC-class transcription factor complex binding
Source: RefSeq, a predicted model, not a curated record
CUUCAUCCCAUGUACUCGUCGAUUCUAGACGGCUGUAUAUGCAAUGUCAACGGUCGACACUCCCUGACUAUGGUAUAUAGAAUCUUAAUGAUUUAACCUUGCAUCAUGGUAUCCUUUUCAAGCUCUGUAAUCAAUAAGUCCGGGAAGAAGUUUGCGCCCAAGGCUCCCGUUCGCCGUGUAGGUGCCACUUCAGCCGGCUCUCAGUCUGCUAGAGCCAGUACAGACAGACAGAUAACCUCCAAAGCCCCUCAACCUCCUCCGUUCUCUAUCACGCCUGAAGUUGCUGCCCCCAGUCCUCCCAAUGACCCCGCCAAAAGUACCCCGCAACCUUCUAAAGAAUCAUCUCAAUCGCCGCCACCACCACUGUCACCACCACCACAACAAGAACCGCCAACACCAUCACAACCCCAGUCCCCACCCCUCCCAUUGAUCACUCAACACAAAGUCAAAUCCACACCUAUCCCAAUUCCUGCUCCAAGGCGGAGACCGUCUAUCCCCUCCGUACAGGAGCCUCCAUCUCAACCUCCACACCCUACCGCAACUCCCGUCCCAGCCUCCAUACCUAGAGCACCCUCAUCAGAAACUACUUUACCCACAGCAGCGAAACCACAAUUUGAUCGACGACAGAUUCCUCAAAUAACUCAAAAUGUUCCAGAAAGUCCCAAGCGGCAGCGUGUAGAGCACGCUGUCGACAAUCGACCAGCAAAACGCACCAAGAUAGUGCAACCGGUUACAAUACCUAUAUCUACUUCACGAGAGGAACCCUCACAUCCUGGACCUAGCACUCAGGUGCAGCAGGCUCAACGUGAAGCCGUGCCCGCAACAAAACGCUCCGCUAAGAAAGUUGCCAAAUGCUCUACAGAUCGGAGACAAUCAGCCGAACAGAUAGAAGAUGGCAUCGGCGCUGCCGCUACAGAAAGGAAACCCCGCGCUCGAAGGAAACGCCAGCCAACACCGGAAAAUGCAGAAUCCAUAGAGAUUGCGCCAACUGUCGUGAAAAUGUCAGAUCUGUGCAGAGAUCUCCGCACCGGGAAGAAAUCAAAACGGGAGAUUGAAUUACAAAGUAUGGACCUGACGGAACUUGCAAGGAAACAGAAAGAGCGCGAGGAGCGGAUCAGAAAUGGACAUAAAACAUCGAAGGCUGGAUCAGCCGAAAGAAACAUGGUGGGUGAUGACCUCGAUCGAGCGGAAGCAGCCGCUCUCGGGGGUCCACAGAUGAGGAUUGUAAACGGAGAGAUCGUUGUCGACGCAGCUUCCCUCCAAAUCGACCGCCACGCCAACGCAGCCAGAAACGAAGGCGAUAUGGAAGAAGUCGAAGAAAACCCACUUACAAAACGCAUAAACGCUGCCUCCUUCGGCAAACGCACCAAAGUUGAGUCCUGGGACGAAGAGAUGACUGAUCUUUUCUACCGUGGCCUGCGCAUGUUCGGCACCGAUUUCAUGAUGAUAAGCAAAAUGUUCCCCGGCCGCUCGCGGCGGCAGAUUAAAUUGAAAUUUUCAAACGAAGAACGUCGAUGCCCGGAGCGAAUUAAAGAAACCCUUUUGGGACCCCGUGAAGCUGUCGAUCUCGCGACGUAUUCUGAGAUGACAAAUACUGUUUACGACGACCCGCGGGUUAUUGAGAAGGAGCUGGAUGAGGAGAGGAAGAGGAUGGAAGCGGAGCAUGCGAGAGAGAAGGAAGCGAAGGAGGAACUUUUGCGAAAUCCGAGUGGGGUAUCGUCCUCGUCUACGGUGACGCCGGCUGGGCCGUCGAAUUCGAAUGUCUUGCCGAGUAUUGAAGGUGGGGAUGGUAGUGGGGGCACAAGGGGAAGGAAGAAGGCGGCCGGUGCGCAGAAGUUUGGCGGAGGGACGGAGGAGAUUUUGGGGACGAUUGAUGAUAUUGCUGUUUCUGCAUAGUUUUAACUCUGUGUACUCUUUAUAAAUAUAUGAGGUGUUUUCUCGAGCGAGGUUAUUUUAUGGUUACGUUGAUGACUUUGUAUUGUACCCAGUAACUUAAUUUGGGUUGGAAGAGAAUAGGCAAUGAAUCCGGCAUUGGGUGUUGAAUUCCCUUUCCCCAGUUGGCAGAAAGACGUUGCAGGACUUAUCAGCUAUAUCACACCUAUUUCCGCGUUCCCUCAGCCCCUAUCCACCAAGAGUAAUAAGACCAACCCGCAAUAUCUUAAUAGCAACUGCUUGGAUUUUUCGUUGCCGUGGAUGUUACAUGAUGCAUCGACAAUGAUUUUCUUCCGCUCAGACUAGAAGAGUGGAAUUUUUGGAAUUUGGCGUUUAUGACAAGUAUCCUGGUGUUAGGAGUAAUAAUUAACUCGGGAAGUCAUUCAUAUAAACACAGAAGCUUCUUCAACGUAAUAUUUGAAGAUCAACGUUGGCGAGGAAGGCUACCG